Messenger RNA from Saccharomyces paradoxus, 786 nucleotides. It is a transcript of the gene RME1, whose product is annotated as Rme1p. Gene Ontology annotation, molecular function: transcription coregulator activity. The transcript has a single exon. Gene Ontology annotation, biological process: regulation of transcription by RNA polymerase II. Gene Ontology annotation, cellular component: nucleus. Bases 1 to 786 code for a protein of 261 amino acids. NCBI's taxonomy places the organism in Eukaryota, Fungi, Ascomycota, Saccharomycetes, Saccharomycetales, Saccharomycetaceae. The record is from RefSeq and is a predicted model, not a curated record.
AUGGAAGAAUAUUCAGUUACGCCUCUAAAUGAGGAUCUCAACCUGCAUUCCAGUACUGAAGAUUGUUUACUGCUGUCAUUAGAAAACACGGUUGCGGUUGUAGCUGGAAUUCAAGGACAGACUGAUGACUUUGAUUCACCUACUGAGAGAGAUACAGCACUUCAGUUACAGCUAGAUGAGAUAACGGACAAUACGCACUGUACCAUACCAUUAAUUGAUCAGGAAUUCAGAGAUCUUAUGAAUUAUGGACGUCAAAGAGAAGCAAAUCCUGCAUUUAUUAAGAUCAAUACGACAGAACAGACUCCUUCACGGUGCCUCUUAACUUAUCCGCAAAACUCGCACGUGGAACAGCUAUAUCAGGACCCCAAAUUAUCCAGUUCAAUUUCUGAAGGGCAAACAAAAAGAGGAAGUUACCGUUGCGCUCAUUGUUCUGAAAAGUUCGCAACAUUGCUUGAGUUUGCCGCGCACUUGGACGAAUUCAACCUUGAAAGACCGCGUAAGUGCCCCAUAGAGCAAUGUCCCUGGAAAAUAUUGGGUUUCCAACAGGCAACUGGCCUAAGAAGACAUUGUGCCUCCCAACAUAUAGGAGAGCUUGAUGUAGAGAUGGAGAAAUUGUUAAAUCUAAAAGUAGAAAAGUACCCGGGACUAAAUUGCCCAUUUCCCAUCUGUCAGAAAACUUUCAAGCGCAAAGACGCCUAUAAAAGGCAUGUGGCCAUGGUGCAUAAUAACGCUGAUUCAAGGUUCAACAAGCGUUUGAAGAAAAUGUUGAAUAAUAUUUCCAAAUAG